Molecule: messenger RNA, 1474 nt
Organism: Toxorhynchites rutilus septentrionalis
Lineage: Eukaryota; Metazoa; Arthropoda; Insecta; Diptera; Culicidae
Exons: 2
Coding region: 58-1407 (449 amino acids)
Source: RefSeq, a predicted model, not a curated record
AUUUCAUGGUUUCAUUCGGUUAUCGAGUGUUCCGCUACUAGUAAAUUAUACUGAACGAUGAAUACGUUUGAAACACUAGUAGCAAAUAGAGAAUCAUAUCCCAAGCUAAAGGUCCGCAAGAUUUACAUCAACGAGGAUCCCAAUUUGGAGGAAACAAUACCAUGUCCGAAAUGUUUGUCUCAGAAUCGUGAGAGUACCGUUCGCUACAUCUACGUUAAUUUGCAGGAGGCAAUCUUUAAAUGCGAAGCAGCAUGUUGUAUGUAUCCUUUUCGCAAUUUUAAGUUUAAGAACUACACCGAUCAGACGGUGUAUUACUAUAAAUCGCUAGCUGAGCAUACGUUGCCUACCCUGUCUGAUUUCGGUCCAACAUUCACGAAUGCAUCAUCGCCAAGAAAAAAUCUAAAUUCAACAUUCUUGACGGAUGGAGGUUCGUUGGAUGAUUUCAGUUUGGAUUUUUUCUCGCCAGAGAAAACGCACAACGAUUCGGCAAAAACGGCUGACAAAAAAGAAAUUAAUAUUUUUGAUAGUCCGACGCUUAGUUACCAAAAUUUGGUGAAGGAUUUCGAUACGGGUUUCAUCGACGAUAUUCUACUGGACCUUGGUGAAACAUCCCCGGCAACGAAGACGAUAUCCACAAGUGCGGUAUCAACGGUUUCUAGUAAAGAAAUAACCCAUACUGGUCGUCAACUGAAGCGAUGCUUGCAAAUGUUCCAAAGGAGCGGAACCAAUAACACUGACGGUGUUUUCAAAAUUCCGAAACUCCCCGGCACUGAUGCGACUCCUCCGCCGAAAGCGAAAUUGAAAAAUCUGUCGUCUCAUAAGAGAGUGAAACAGUCGCGGCGAAGCAACCAUGACAGUGUACAAAAAGUAGGUCAAAUAAAACCGCUGCAAACCAAUCAUACGCUUAGGAAGUCGGGUUCUACCAAUUUGUCCGGGAUAAAACGUAACGGCAAUCAGAAGGUAGAGCGAAUGCUCGAUUUCAUCGAACGCAGUAUGAAAAACAGAAAACCGGAAGCAGAAAUGCACGUACAGGUUGAUGAAUCGUUUGAUGCGUUCAACUCAGAGCAUAGAACCCAUCGCAGGCGCAAAGAAUCGAAAAAACUUUCGCUUUCGGCAGCGGUUUUACAGGACACAGAAUUCGAGUACAGUGCUUCGGAUCAGGAUCAGGAAAGAGAUGAGUCGACAACCGAAAGUGAUCCCAUGGAGACGGAUGUGAGCGACCAUUCGGACUACGAAUCUGAAAUAGGUUUGUCACCGCUUCCAUUGGAAAAGCCGCAACCUGAGCCGGAGGGUACAGUAGUUAGUGAUUCACAUAGAGUUAAAUCCCCAAGUCACGUGCAGCAAUGGGAGAAAACACCGCCUAGGCCGUCGCAUUGUAUGGAGUCCAUUAGCUCCUUGCUCGAAUAAACCAAAUUUGAAAAUUGAAAUAAUGAGGCUCUUUAUACAGUAGAAAAGCAAGAAAUUGAACUGGGUA